Molecule: messenger RNA, 1168 nt
Organism: Phaeodactylum tricornutum CCAP 1055/1
Lineage: Eukaryota; Bacillariophyta; Bacillariophyceae; Surirellales; Neidiaceae
Exons: 2
Coding region: 189-995 (268 amino acids)
Biological process (GO): inositol metabolic process; signal transduction
Molecular function (GO): inositol monophosphate 1-phosphatase activity
Source: RefSeq, a predicted model, not a curated record
UGGCACCUCAGACGUCCAUCUGGGCGUCCCAUCUCAUCUUGGUUGCUACAGCAUGUGCUGGCAUUUACGCCUUCGUUCAAAAACGGAAACGCAGUAGCAAGUAUAAUGUGCCGAGUGAUCUGGUGAACUCGCCGUACGGAAAAGAAGUCGUAGUCGCACUCGAGCUAGCGCUCAAAGCCGGCCUCAACAUGAUUGCCUAUUGUGACGAGAAAGGGACCGAGGCAGAAUCCGGUCAAGACCUAGAGAUUAAAACCAAAGGGCAGCCUGAAGAUUUCUGCACAAGGGUUGAUAUUGAAAACGAGAAUCUUGUCAUGGAAGGACUCUUGAAAUCAUUUCCGACGCACACCAUUAUUGGGGAGGAAUCCGUAGGAAACAAUCCUUUGCCACCGCUGACGACUGAUCCGACUUGGAUAAUCGAUCCGAUCGAUGGAAACACAAAUUUUGCGUCGGGGCUUCCACUGACCUGCGUCAGCAUCGGAUUCUGUGAUAAAAAAAAUCCCGUUAUUGGGGUAGUCUACGCACCGAUGACAGAUGAAGUAUACCUGGCGGUGCGCGGAUACGGAGCCUACCGCAACGGCGUAAAAAUCACGCAGCGCGAAACCAAAGCGUUGUGCGACGCGGUAGUCUGUUUUGAAUUUGGGUAUGCACGGGACCAGGAAGCGGUUGACAAAAUGGUAGGCGCUGUCAGGAAAAUACUGGAACACGGAUGCAGAACCUGUCGAUGUCUUGGGAGUGGCGUUUUGGAUCUCUGCUAUGUUGCGACAGGCCGUUUGGACGUUGUUUAUGCUGGCGUUGCGGGAGAAGGAUGGAAGCCAUGGGACUACUGCGCAGGCUUUGUCGUCGCGACGGAGGCGGGGUGCACAAUGCAGCCUAUUGCUCAAUUGAGCAAAACGGAUUUUGACAUUUACUCAUCAAGUGUUAUUUGUGGAGUGAGUUCAAAUUUGGUUCAAGAACUCAGGGCAACGAUAUCACGCAAAUGCAUGGCGUUCGCCUGAGGGAGCAAAGCCCAUCCAAUUUCCCUUUCAACUUGCUCGGCAGGACACCCGCCAACUUUCAUAAAACUUGAACGAUCAUCUGAUAGAAGGUUAGUAUAUUUGGCUCUUUCUUAAACGCGAAGUGGCUGUACUUCCUCAACCGUGGAUUAUAAUAAUCCAACUCAUUGGAAGUC